GUGAGGAGGCGGCCAGAGAAGCGCGAGCUCCAUUCAAACUGCUCGAGGAGCUGCACGAGAGCAGAGUCUGGAACGCACACGCACGCGCCUCACCAUCACCAUGAGCCCAGCCGCGCGGCUCCGUUAGCGCGUGGAAGUGCAGCCCACGCUGAAGGACCCGCUCAGAAACAUCUGAAGAGACUUUUUCUGCAAACUUUACCAGCUUACCUGAAAACUAUGACGCCAGUUUGCGGACUUUUUUCGCGUUUUCUGAAACUUUGCACGUGUCUGUGACAAGAAACUGUCGACUCGCUUGGUUUCAAGCACUUUUUAAGCGUUGUGUUUUUUUGAACUCACUGGACACCGAUUGCACUUCUUGUCUCGCCGGAAUAACACAACUACUCACCGUCGACGUCUCUCUCUCUCUCUCUCUCUCUCUCUCUCUCUCUCUCUCUCUCUCUCUCUCUCCCUCCCUCCCUCUCUCUCGCUCUGACACCACACGAUGGAGCGGCUGUGGUUUCUGCUCCUGGUCUCCCUCAGCUUCUCCCUGACUGCUGCCUCUGGUCAGCUCUUGGUCAGAUCCCCCAGACAGUUGAGGAUGGUGGGCAGAGGCCGAAGCAGCGCGAAACAGAGCCCACCUGACCAUCAGGAGAGCAAAACCACACACCCCAGGAAGCUCGUUGGGCCACAUGUGUGUGGGGGUCAGCAGUGCUGUUCAGGAUGGGCCAUUGCACCUGGGACAAAUCGCUGCAUCAAACCGGAUUGCCAGCCGCCCUGUCAGAACCGUGGCUCCUGCAGCCGUCCCCACACCUGUGUGUGCCGCUCGGGCUUCCAGGGAGAGCGCUGUGAGGAGGUUGCCCCAGAACAGGUCUAUAUCCGUACCGGUACGUCCAGAGUGUUGACCCCAGUCCGGCCUGGCAGUGAAUCCAGCCAGCGGCAGCCUGGCCGCAGACGACCCACUGAGAGACAGGCAAUUGACCCUGUCAGAACCCAAACACCCAAACCUCCAACCACCAGGGUGCCCCAUUCACCUAUAACACAGGUCAGACGUGGCUCUCCAGACAUUUCGCCCCAGCAGACUGGAACGUCUAGGACUGUCAAGCGUUACCCUUCGUCCUCCGGACCCAUCACGUCCAACGCUCUGCCCAGCAGCAAUGGAAAUGGAUUCAGCAGCCAUGGAUACUCACACACUCAGCACCGAUCAUCCUCCAGCAGUCAGCUACAUGAUACCCACAGCAACUCCGUGUCUGCAGCAGGAGCCAACCUGACGACCGGCAUGGACCGCAUCAAGAUCGUCUUCACCCCCAUGGUGUGUCGGAGAACCUGUAAUGGGGGGCGCUGCUACAACAGCUGUGAACGUGGAGAUAAAACUACUAUAUACAGCAAGAGCCAAGGCCCAGAACCCAAAAGCCAGGGCUUCAGACUCUUCUUCUGCCAGCUUCCCUGUUUGAACGGAGGACGGUGUAUUGGGCAGAAUGAGUGUUGGUGUCCCUCAAACUCCACGGGGAAGUUCUGUCACCUUCCAGCUCCCACUCCCAGCAAACCCACCCCCAGCAGAAAGGCCAAUAGCAACGGAGUACAGAACGGCUCCUCCCACUCCAUGUACACCCUGCCUCUGUCCAACCAGCAAGCCUCUAUGCUCCCCUCUCUGGUGAACGUGCACGUCCAGCACCCUCCAGAAGCUGAGGUUCAGAUCCACCAGGUAGCACGAGUCAAACCAGGCCAAACUGCUGAUGGGGCACAUUCAGUCCAGCAGCGCUCUCAGCCUGGCAACAGCAAUGGGAAUGGCAGUGGGCACUACACUGUGCACAGCUAUGGGCAGAAUGGUGGGCACAGUCACCAUGGGCCUCAUCACAGGCUAAACGGAUAUGUGGGAAGAUGCUUCCAGGAAACAAUUGAUGGGCAGUGUGGGAAGCCUCUACCAGGCCUUACCAAGCAGGAAGACUGCUGUGGCAGUGUGGGGGCUUCAUGGGGUCUGAACAAAUGCACCAAGUGUCCAAGCAAACCUGCUUACGCAGUGAUUGCAAAUGGCCAAGUGGAAUGUCCUAAAGGCUAUAAGAGGAUGAAUUCAACUCAUUGUCAAGAUAUCAAUGAGUGUCUGAUGCCUGGCAUCUGUAAGCAUGCUGAGUGCCUGAACACUAAAGGCAGCUACAGGUGCACGUGUAAGCCUGGUUACAUGCUGGAUCCUGCCCGCAGCCAUUGUGUCUCGGAUAAAGCGGUGUCCAUGGAAAAAGCCUCAUGCUACCGGUCAGUAUCAGCUGGCUCAUGUGGCCUCCCGCUGUCCCUGAAAAUCACCAAACAGAUCUGUUGCUGCAGUCGAGUGGGCAAGGCCUGGGGCUCCCACUGUGAGAGGUGUCCAUUACCUAAUACAGACCUCUUCAAAGAAAUCUGUCCUGCAGGCCAUGGCUACACCUACUCUCGCUCAGACAUCCAGAUCACACUGAGAGAGCUAGACGAAGAGGAGAUUAGCACAGUUGAAUCUUUCCUUUCUCAGAUUCCCACAUAUUCUCAGCCAGAACAGACCCCUCCGGAGACCUCCGAUCCCCUGCCACAACUACCCAUCUCCCCUCAGCCUCCUUACUACCAUCCACAGGCUCCUACACGGCCACAGCCACCUAAAACACCCCAGCCUGGACAACCACCCAGGACAGCACAGGUCCCUCAUCACCCCUACACAGACCCCCAGCAUCAUGUACAUGUGUCCCCUUCAUUACCUGAGGAUGAAACAUUGGAUGUGCAGCCAACCUUUACAGCGUCACCUCCUUCAUAUCCAGAUGUGGUGGAGGUCACAUCCCACAUGCCCACCCAGCUAAAACCAGAGUCUGAUGGCCUGGAUACAGCUCCAAUUAAUGUCGCCACACAAGCCACAGACAUUGACAAGUGUUCCCUGACCCCAACCAUCUGUGGCCCAGGCCAGUGCGUGUCAGUGCAAACUGGCUACACCUGCUACUGUGACCCGGGCUACAAGCUCAACGGCCUGCAGACUACCUGCAUUGAUGUGAAUGAGUGUGAAGAUGACCCAUGUGGAGGGAAGGGACACUGUGUGAACACCUAUGGUUCCUACACCUGCCAGUGCUUCUCAGGCUUCAGCCUUCUGAUGACGCAGAACAAGAAGACAUGUCAAGACGUAAAUGAGUGUGCGAUCCCCAAUAAAUGUCCCAAUGGUCGCUGCAUCAACACUGAGGGAUCCUUCACGUGUGAAUGCAAGAGUGGCUUCACACAGAACUGGAGAGGACAGUGUGAAGAUGUGGAUGAGUGCAGGAGCCCUAGUGUCUGCCCUGGUGGCAUAUGUGUGAACACCCAGGGCUCCUUCCAGUGCCAAGCAUGUGGCCCUGGCUUCAGGCCUGCCGGUGGGAGAUGUGUGGACAUUAACGAGUGUCAGACAGCAGGUGCGUGUGCCAACGGUCGGUGUGUGAACACAGAGGGUUCCUUCAUUUGUACAUGCAACCAUGGAUACCAAACAACUCUGCGCAAUGACAGCUGCCAAGAUGUGAAUGAGUGCUUGGUCCCAGAUAUUUGUCCUCAUGGCACAUGUGUUAAUCUACCGGGCUCCCACAGGUGCAACUGUAACACAGGUUACCAAACCAGCCCUGAUGGCAAAGCUUGUGAAGAUGUGGAUGAAUGUGCUCAUCCCAGCCUGUGUGUGGAAGGUGUGUGUGUUAAUACUGUCGGCUACUUCACCUGCACCCAGUGUGAGGUGGGAUACACUCUCUCUGAGGAUAGGCAGAGGUGUGAGGAUAUUGACGAGUGUCUCUCCUUGUCCACGUGCCCAAAUGGCAUCUGUUUGAACUCGGAUGGAUCAUUCUCCUGUGUAGAUUGCCCUACAGGGUACAGUGUCUCAGCAGAUGGAGAGCGGUGUGAUGAUAUUGAUGAGUGUGCAUUACCCAAUGCCUGCCCUCAAGGAAAAUGCACUAACACAGAGGGUUCAUACACCUGCACUAUAUGUGGUCCCGGAUACAGAAUAUCGGAUGAUGGGAGCCACUGUGAAGAUAUUGAUGAAUGCCAGUCUCCUGAAGUGUGCCCACAGGCUGGCUGUAUGAACACUGAGGGUUCGUACUCCUGUAUGACCUGUGGUCCCGGCUACAAGCUCUCAUCUGACCGCCGCACAUGUGAAGAUGUUAAUGAAUGUGAGAGCAUGGCAAUGUGUCUGCAUGGAGACUGUAUAAACAUUGCCGGGUCUUACCACUGUGACUGCCACAUAGGCUUCGAGCUGAGGGACGCUGACUGCAGAGAUGUGGAUGAGUGUGGUGUAGCAGGAACAUGCACUAAUGGACAGUGUAUGAACACAGAUGGCUCCUAUCAGUGUCUGUGUGAGUCAGGCUACGAGUUCUCCGAGGACACGAAGGAGUGCGAGGAUCUGGAUGAAUGCAAGUCGUACAGUGACGUGUGUGGAACAUGGAACUGUGAGAACACACUGGGCUCAUACCGCUGCUUCAUGGGCUGCCAGUCAGGCUUCUAUGGAGAAGAGAACAAAGACUGUGACAUUGAUGAGUGCGAGGAUGAGACAAUUUGUGGCAAACAUGGCUUCUGCGAGAACACAGAUGGAUCUUACCGGUGUCAGUGUGACCGAGGAUACACCAGCUCUCCUGAACGCCAAAUCUGUGUUGAUGUAAACGAGUGUGAGACACACAGUGACCUUUGUGGCGAGGCUCUGUGUGAGAAUGCAGAAGGAAGCUUCCUGUGCAUCUGCCCCAAUGAGAAUGAGGAGUUCGACCCUGUUACUAGCCAGUGUAGCCAGCACAGUACUGACUUACCAGACUCAGCAGGGCCUGUCUUCCAAGCUCCUCCUCCAGUUGCCUCUGAUGAAGGACAGAGAAAGGAGUGCUACUACAACCUGAACGAUGCAAACUUAUGUGAAAACGUGCUCUCCCGUAAUGUAACAAAGCAGGAGUGCUGCUGCACUGUGGGUGCAGGCUGGGGAGACAACUGUGAAAUCCACCCCUGCCCAAUCAAAGGACAUGAGGAGUAUGAUUGGCUCUGUCCACAUGGCUCUGGUAUUCUCACAGUCAUCUCCUCAGUACAAGGAUUUAGUCAGCUCCAGCUCAGAGAUGCAGAUGAAUGUGAGAUGUUUGGGCCCGAAAUCUGUAAAAAUGGUCAUUGCUCAAACUUCUACUCCACUUACUCCUGUUUCUGUCGCAGUGGCUAUUACUACGACCACAUUCGUAUGGAGUGUGUGGACUAUGAUGAAUGUAAGGAGGAGAAUCUGUGUGAACAUGGAUUGUGUGUGAACACACCUGGCUCCUACAACUGUUUCUGUAGCCCUCCACUGGUCCUGGACAGCACACAGCGUCAUUGCAUCUCUAUCAACAUCACGGAUGGUGCUCAUGAGUUCCAUAAUGUUCACGUGGACAUCUGCUGGCAGGAGCUGAAAGCUGACAGAAUGUGUUCUCAUCCUAUGUUGGACACUCGGACCACCUACACAGAGUGCUGCUGUGUCAGUGGUGUUGCCUGGGGUUCACAAUGUGCCUUGUGCCCUGGGCAAACAUCUAGUGAGUUUGCCGAAUUGUGUAACCAGCCUCAGAGAGGCUCAGACAGUCUACGGGAGAGACCAGGCUUUGAGUAUGGACCAGAUGCCUCUCCUGAUGGACCUUACUGGGAUAGUUAUGGUCAUUUGGGAGGUGACCCCUACUAUAUCCCCGAAGGACCUUUGAAUGGCCCCAUCUUCCCUGAUCCCUCAAGUGAUUAUAGCUCCAGAGAGGCAGUGCAAGUACCUGUACACAGAACCAGGGAGAACCAGCCACCCCGCCGAGUGGACCCAUACAUGGGUCAUAAUGAGGGCUUUGAAGGCUUACAAGCAGAAGAGUGUGGCAUCUUGAAUGGCUGUGAAAAUGGCCGCUGUGUUCGUGUGCGAGAGGGCUACACCUGUGACUGCUUUGAUGGCUAUGAACUUGACCUAAGCAAGAUGGCAUGCAUUGAUAUAAAUGAAUGUAAGGAUAUUAGUGACAAAGUGGAGCUGUGCAAGAAUGGAGUUUGUUCUAACACAGAAGGCUCAUACACCUGCACCUGCCUGCCAGGCUUUCUGGCCACCUCCAAGCCCCAUGAGUGCAUUGCAGAGGACCAAGCGUCAGCCCCCCAUACGGAGGGGAAGUGACGCCCUUCUCCCUCACACCCCUCUACCAUUGCUCUAAUGAACUGAACCUAAACCUGCAUCAGUGAAGCCAAGCCAGCUAAGCUCUAAACAUCCACACAAACAGUUCCCACUCUAUACUGCUCAUUCAGACUUGUACAUAAAGAGUAAUGAUUUUAAAAAUCAUACAUGUGGUAAGAUGACCUGUGAAAUGACUUCUUUUUUUUUUUGAAGGACUCCCAGCACAGCAUUUUGAGCAUCACAUGCGAGCAAUUAUGACGUGUUUUUAUGCACAGAUAAUAUACUUAAUUUGUUAUUGGAGGUCAUUCCAGCUCAGGCUUGUCACUCAAGGCUUCAUUGAGGGGGGGGCUGGACUUUUUGUACAGAUCUAGUACUAUGUAUUAAAUUGGUUUGUUACAUAUUCUAAUAAUACAUUCAGUACACUCAAUAUUUUUGUUUGACCAAAAGGGUAAGAAAAAAAAUACAAAAAAAUCUGAUUAACCUUGUAGAUUUAUAGAUUUCUGUACAAAUGUUUUUAUAACACUAUCGUAUGUAUGAAAAAGUGGUUUACACUGUAUCAGAUAAAGUGUAUGUAUCCUGCCCUGUGGAGCAGACAAUGAAAUGUAAUUUUAUGGAAUGACUGCACUUUUUAACAGAUGUUAUGUGGUGCCUUCAAUCCAGCAAUCACAUAGUCCAGAGAUUUUCAGCAACAGGUAACAUGUCACAUUUGCUAGAUCAUAUAGCCAACUUUCAAUUAUAAUUUAUGCAUACGUACAUACAUUUUGCUGGCUAGAUAUUCAACAGAUUGUAAUCUGUUUUAAAGGUAAACAAAACGCAGUCCACUUUUGUAGACAAGGUAUUCUGUCGUGCUUAACUAUUUCACAUUAACGUUUCACCACUGGGACUGAAACAGAGGAUUUACAUGGAUGUGCAGGACUGAAUACUAUACAAGACAGUUAUUUAACUGCCAUGUGACGCCUGCAGCAUCUCCAUGUAAGUGUUAUAACACCACCAGAGCUCUUCUUAAAGAAAAGACCCUAACUCGUCAUGUGUGGGUGGUGCAUGUCAUGUUUUAAACACAUUCCUGUAGAUGCUGCAGUCCUCUGUUUAGUCACUUUAGUAUCCCUGUUGCACAGUGUCUGUGUUGGUGUGCACUGUGUAAUCUCUACUGCCUGUGCUCAGUACAUGCCUAGAAAUGAAGUAACUCCCAUAAGCACAUUUGAUUUUGGUAUUUUGGAAUGCAAUCUUAAACGUGAUGUAUGAUGAUGUCCAUAAGUAGGUUGUAGGACUGCCCCCCCCCCCCUGUAUUGGAAACUGUGGUCUACCAUGUUUUGUUCAUUCUGCUUUGAUUACCUCUGACUGUAGUUGUGUCCGGACAUUAAAGUCUGACAGUGAAAAUGUCA
Messenger RNA from Pygocentrus nattereri (red-bellied piranha), 7449 nucleotides. Its product is annotated as latent-transforming growth factor beta-binding protein 2. Gene Ontology annotation, biological process: supramolecular fiber organization. The coding region runs from base 482 to 6070 and encodes 1862 amino acids. The record is from RefSeq and is a predicted model, not a curated record. The transcript is spliced from 38 exons. Gene Ontology annotation, molecular function: microfibril binding; calcium ion binding. NCBI's taxonomy places the organism in Eukaryota, Metazoa, Chordata, Actinopteri, Characiformes, Serrasalmidae.